This is a messenger RNA of Sciurus carolinensis (gray squirrel), 731 nucleotides long. RefSeq names its product DNL-type zinc finger (gene Dnlz). NCBI's taxonomy places the organism in Eukaryota, Metazoa, Chordata, Mammalia, Rodentia, Sciuridae. The record is from RefSeq and is a predicted model, not a curated record. Gene Ontology annotation, cellular component: mitochondrion. Gene Ontology annotation, biological process: protein import into mitochondrial matrix; protein stabilization; protein folding. Gene Ontology annotation, molecular function: protein-folding chaperone binding; zinc ion binding. Bases 88 to 618 code for a protein of 176 amino acids. The transcript is spliced from 3 exons.
CGUCCGGGUGCCCACUUCCAACAUGGCGGAAGCGGCCUCAGUCACGCGGGGCGGGGCUGGCAAGAACGGCCUGGGCGGGCGGGCGGAAUGCUGCGGGCGGUGCUGGGCCGUGUGCCGGUGCUUCUGAGCGUCGAGAGGCCCCGGGGGUCUGUCCUGAGGUGCCUGUGGGGCAGCGGCACCCGCCGGGAGGCCGCAGGGAAGCGGCGGACCUGGGCCUGGGGGUGGCGGUGCUCGAGUUCCGGGUCGGGGCCCGCAGCGGCGCUGGGGCACGUGGAAACUACGCAUUACCAGCUGGUCUACACCUGCAGGGUCUGUGGGACAAGGACCUCCAAGCGCAUCUCAAAGCUGGCCUAUCACCAGGGCGUGGUCAUUGUGACCUGCCCUGGCUGCCAGAACCACCACAUCAUCGCAGACAACCUGGGCUGGUUUUCCGACCUGGACGGGAAGAGGAAUAUUGAAGAGAUCCUGGCAUCCAGAGGGGAGAAGGUGCGCAGAGUGGCCGGCCAGGGUGCCCUGGAACUGAUUUUGGAGGCUGUAGGGGCCCCCAAAUCCCCUGCUGCCCCUGAAGAAGGUGAGGGUGAGGAUCCCACCCACUCAGGCCAGACGAAGCAGAGUUGACUCAUGUUCCCUUGCACUGUGGGACUCUGCUCUCCAGAAAGACACUUCCUUCAGCCUGGACCUCCUGGACUGGGCCUGUUUCCUGUCAGUAAACGGAUGUCCCCCAGGUGCUG